UAGACAUUUGACGUGGAUCAUUGCUGAAAAAUGAUUGAUGGUUAUCAUGCACAUUAAUUUGACAUGGAAGCUUACCAAAAGAGAUGAGGCCUUGGUGCAAAGCAAGAGUGCCAUAGAAAAAGGUUUAUUUUUUAGUGUUUUUUUUUUUCAUGCAGAAUUCUCUGUUUUCAUUGACGAUUUCAUUGAAUUGAAGUUGGGUUUCUUUGGAAAUUGGUUUGGGAUCUGUUUGAUAGUAUUUUUAUGUUUGUUGAGUUGAAUUGUUGAAGAAACAAUGACCAAGAAAAGGAGGCAGUUGAUUGAUAAACAGCCCGAUGGCAGUAGUGGAGGUUAUUCGGGUGGGAUCCGUGAUCUUGAAACACAACUCAAGCUUUAUGAUUGAGCUUGCAAAAAUGUUGUCGGCAGAGGGACAAAGUCAUCUUUUUGUACAUUGGCCUGAACAAGGUGUUGAUGAUGAAGAAAAGAAAAGUUUCUUUGAUCAGGUAACUCGGCUUAAUUCAAGCUAUCUAGGUGGUUUGGCAUCAUAUAUUCGAAAUGCGAGGAAUCUGUUAGCAGAUUCAAAAGCAGGGAAAAAUCCAUUUAAUGGCUUUACUCCUUCGGUAAGUGAAUCCAUUAAAUUUGUUUUGCAAUUUGUGUUUCUUGUACAUUUCUGCCAGAAACUUGUUUUCAAUUUCACUUCUUUUUGUUUUUUAAUGAGAAAGAUUUGCACAAUGGUUACGGUCGCAUGGUGGGGUACUCAUCUUUAGCUACGGAUUUUAUUCGUAGCUUUUGACCACUUUUCUGGUCGUGUAGCAAAAGCUAACGAUUUAGCGGCGUCCAGCACAACUGUCAGUAAAGGUCCUGGCCGUCG
This is a messenger RNA of Magnolia sinica, 847 nucleotides long. RefSeq names its product UDP-sugar pyrophosphorylase-like. Lineage: Eukaryota; Viridiplantae; Streptophyta; Magnoliopsida; Magnoliales; Magnoliaceae. The transcript is spliced from 3 exons. The coding region runs from base 312 to 743 and encodes 143 amino acids. The record is from RefSeq and is a predicted model, not a curated record.